Adineta steineri is the source of this 1863-nucleotide messenger RNA. NCBI's taxonomy places the organism in Eukaryota, Metazoa, Rotifera, Eurotatoria, Adinetida, Adinetidae. The record is from the annotation of a GenBank genome assembly.
AUGUCCACACAUACACACUUGCUUCAUUUGCCAAAUGAAUUAAUCUAUCGUUGUUUCAAUUAUCUCUCAUUUGAUGAAAUUUUACAAAGUUUCGUCAAUCUCAACACUCGUUUCAGUUAUCUAAUUACAACUCACUGGAGAUCAAUACAAAUCGGUAUUGAUCUACGAAAAUCUCAAUUCGAACGUCUACUACAUAAUUUAAAUCCAAUACAAGUUCGUUCUCUUCAUUUAUUAUUCGAAGACGAUGAACGCCAUUAUUCAAAUCAAUUUUUAUCAUUAUUUCCGAUUGAGAAGUUCCAAAAUCUUCAUUUUUUAAAGUUAAACGAUACUUCACAACAAUCUUUCCAUUCUCUUCUUACUAAUCUUCAUCAAUUACAUCAAUUAUCCAAACUUAUUAUUCUCGAUAAUUCUUCUGAAGAUGAUGAAUUAAUAUUCACACAAAUAUUCUCAAAUCGAAUUCCAACAUUAAAAUCAGUUACACUCGAUUUUACUCUGCACUAUCAACCAACAACAACCUCCAACAACUAUAAUUAUUCAUUCUCUAAUAUACAAGUUUUAAAACUAACCGGUUAUUUAGAUAAUAUUCAUUGUUUCUUAGAAAGGACACCGAGAUUAACAAAAUUAAUCUUAACUCUAUAUGAAUUCUUUGAUAAUGACGGACAACAAACAAACAAAAAUAUGUUCUUAUGUAUUCCAUCAACAUUAACUUAUUUACAAAUAAAUUUUAGCGGUACUAGCAGUUUUUUUCAUAUGGAUAUUGUAACUGAAUUAUUCAAAUUGAACAGUUCUUCAUUACUUCAACUUCAACAUUUAGUUAUGAUUGGUGAAGUGCAUGACACAUUGCUUGAUGGAAAACGAUGGCAACAGAUAAUUGAACAUUAUUUACCAUCUUUGGAGUUGUUUCAGUUUUACUUUGAUGCGACAAAUGAUAAUAACUGGAACUAUAUAGAAUAUUAUACAGGGGAUUGGAUUAUAACUGAUUUUGAUAGUAUAAUGAACUCAUUUAAAACUGAUUUUUGGCUUCAUAAACAUCAAUGGUAUGUCUAUGGUGAAACAAAUGAUGAAACAACUAUCAUCAAUACUUUACCUCUCUGUACAUCGUCGUCCUUAUACUUACGAACAUCACUGCCGGUUAACACCGGUUACCGUGCACAAAUAACAAGUCCAAUCGUACCUUACACACAUCAAUACGAAAAUACGAUACAAGAAUUAACUCUAUGUAUUAAUGCAGAUGCUGAUUCUUCUCAAAAAUUUUACGAUUAUUACUUUUCUAAUAUAAUAAAACUAUGCCUUGAUACUGACUCAAAACUACAGAAUAUUGUCGAAUCAUUGUCGAAUGUAAUAAAUCUAAAUAAUGUACAACAAUUGGAAUUAACUCAUCCAAUACAAUCAAAUUCUAUGGGACUAUCAGAACUUCUUCCACAUCUUCCAAAUUUAACUACUUUAAAUGUGUACUAUGGAAUGACAAAUGAUUUUACUUUUCUCAAUACUAUUAAGAACAAAAGUUUAUUCGCACAUUUGGAAAUACGUGUUCUUACAAAAUUAGAUUUUUUAAAAAUCUUAGAAAUUUUACAAAUUAGUUCAUAUUCAUUAAUAUUAAAAAUUCGUGUAGACAACGAAGAAUUUGAAGAUCACAGUCGACAAGUUAUCGUAAACUGGUUAAAAGAGCAAACACAUUUGACAAGUAGUGAUGAAGUAUCGACAGUUAAUUUUAAUGUUCUAAAUAUGGAGAAACUCAAUGCAUGGAUAACAAUUGAAUGUGUGAAUAUAAGAGAUAAAUCUUCGGAUCGAAAGGGUGGGUGCGGGUGUGAAGCAAGAGAAAAAGGACACACACCUAAUAUCUACUAUGAGUCUCAUAUAUAA